Molecule: messenger RNA, 6243 nt
Organism: Podarcis muralis (Common wall lizard)
Lineage: Eukaryota; Metazoa; Chordata; Lepidosauria; Squamata; Lacertidae
Gene: SHPRH
Product: SNF2 histone linker PHD RING helicase
Biological process (GO): nucleosome assembly; protein polyubiquitination; DNA damage response
Cellular component (GO): nucleus; nucleosome
Molecular function (GO): ubiquitin protein ligase activity; ATP binding; DNA binding
Source: RefSeq, a predicted model, not a curated record
AGGGGAGAAUCUUGUUGUUGUUUGGCUUUCCCCUCCCCCCACCCUCCCUUCGCUUCGUCUUCCUCUUCCUGGUUCAAGGAUGGUCGCUGCGCUCCUUGGAGCUGCUCAGGAGCUCGUUUCUUCUGCCAGCCUCGCCGCCGCCGCCGCCGCCGCCGGGCCCAGAAGGGGAAACCGGGGAGGAGCCCCAAGGAGCUGAUUCCAAUCCUCUCAGAGAUUAAACACUGCUAGUGAAACAUAAAAAUGAGUGGCCGUCGAAAGCGUGCUCCUCCAUCGAGGAUGAAUGAUGAGAAAAAGAAGCAGCUCUGCUGGAAUAUGCAUGAUGACCGUAAAAAUGAAGUGAUGGAUUUGGAUGCAGUGGAGGAAGACCAACCUCUUGCAGGUACAAGCUCAUCUUCUACAGCACAUGUUGUUAGAAAUGAUGAUAGCACUGAUGAAGUUUCAACGCUCAAAGUAAACAACCUAAAAUCAUUGAGCUUCUCAACCAUUUUGGAUGAAGCAGAAGAUUCCUGCCAUCUCUUGACUUCCAUAUCCAUACAGCUAAAUGUUGUGAUAUUUCCUUAUAUUUCUGAUUCUAACUGGAAAGCCUUGCUUGGAGAGUUCAUUCUGCAACCUCUUCCUGGUCAACAACUAAGUGAGAAUGUCCAUAAAAAGAGUUUUACAUUGAUGAGAGCAGAACCUAGUGAUCAUUUGCGUAUCUGUAUUCAUGCAAAAGAACGUGAGAAGGUGGAUGAGAGGGAAGAAUCAUUACAGAACACUUACCAAGAAGACGUGUUAGUUGAAUCAUCUUUAAGUAAUGAAAUGUUAGAAGACUUGAUGUGGCUGCAAAAGAAGAGAGUAAUUGUACUUUGUCAAAGAUCCGGAGAUGGCCAGUGCUUAAAGGUUGGAAUGUAUCUUCUUGAAGUUGGCUUAAGCAAGCUAGAAUUCCUUAGUGAUGGUGGUGGCAGAAUAAAAAAAGCUAAUCAACUUAUUCAAAAACUGAUGGAAAAAUUCUACCACUUCAUAAUUCCAGAUAUUCUGGAGGAAGAUGAGGAGGAAUCCGAUAGAGAUAUAGAGCGGCAAAAUAUUGAAGAGCUUUAUGACUAUGUGAGGCAUACACACCAAAAAGAAAUUCAGUUUUUGAAGGAGAACGUACAGCACUCUGCACUAAUUCCUGUAUUGAGGCCAUACCAAACUGAGGCUGUAAACUGGAUGCUGCAACGUGAGAACUUCAAAAAUGUACCAACCAAUGAAAAUGCACUCCACUUCUUAUGGAGAGAGUUUAUUACUUUAGAUGGACUAAAACUGUACUAUAAUCCUUUUACUGGCUGCAUUAUUCGUGAACGCCCAGUUGCUGGGCCUCAGUGGCCUGGAGGAAUAUUGGCAGAUGAGAUGGGCCUUGGAAAAACAGUAGAAGUAUUGUCCCUUAUCUUAACACACACUCGAAAGGAUGUUAAACAGGAUGCUCUGAUGUUACCUGAGGGUUUUUUGGUAAACUUCUUUGUUCCGCCUCAACCUAGUGAAGGAAGCAAAAAGAAAAGCAUAAAGAAAAUGGAACUUAAAUUGAAGGAAAAAGUGCACUAUCCUAGUUUGCGAGUGAUGCUCUUAACAGCUAUAAAAGAAAUGAAUGUGAAGAAGGGAGCAUCUAUUGUGGCAAUUUUUAAGUAUGUCCAUGCCAUAUACAAGUAUGACACACACAGAAACCGUCGCAUUCUUAAAAGGACUCUGGAAAAAUUAAUUGCAGAGAAGGUAGUGGAACAGGUCAAAGGUCAUGGUCUUGCUGGUUCUUUCAAGCUGGGCAGAAACUACAAGGAACAGAAAUUUUGUAAUAAAUUCAAAAAAGAGAAAAUAAAAACUUCAGCUAGGGUUCAGAAGAAAAAUUCACCAGAAAAUAAGAAUGAAACCAAAGAAUUGGGAGAUGAGGGCACGUGCUAUCCAAAUGGUCUUAAACUAUCUCAGGCAGUAGACAUCACAGCAGAAGAGCAUGAUUACUGUACAAGAAGCAAAGAUAAUACAAAAUCAGAAAUGGAUCCUAAGGGCUGGAUAAUGCAAGAAGAUUCUCUGCAUAGAACUUCUGACUUGCAAGAAAAUAGGCCUAUUUCAAAAAACAAAACGUAUUCUACUGACAUUUCUAAAAAAGAUGAUGAAGCUGAAGAGCAGCAAGACAACUCAGAAGGCCAGUCUCCAGCCUCUCAAGAACACACUAGCAUUUUUGUACCACAUCCUGGUUCUAUUUUUCCAUUCAAUACCUCUGAUUAUCGCUUUGAAUGCAUAUGUGGUGAGCUUGGCUUGGUUGACUAUAAGGCCCGUGUGCAGUGCCUGAACUGCCACCUGUGGCAACAUGCUGAGUGUGUGAACUACAAAGAAGAAAAUCUAAAGAUCAAGCCCUUUUACUGUCCCCAUUGCCUUGUAGCAAUGAAACCAGUUCCAACAGGAGCUACUCUGAUAAUCUCUCCAAGUUCUAUCUGCCACCAGUGGGUUGAUGAGAUUAACAGGCACGUGAGAUCAUCUUCUCUUCGAGUGUUGGUUUAUCAAGGAGUGAAGAAGCAUGGUUUCUUGCAGCCUCACAUCUUGGCAGAGCAGGAAGUAGUGAUCACCACAUAUGAUGUCCUUCGUAGUGAACUGAACUAUGUGGACAUUCCUCACAGUAAUAGUGAAGAUGGACGCCGUUUCAGGAACCAGAAGCGUUAUAUGGCUAUCCCAAGUCCCUUGGUAGCUGUGGAGUGGUGGAGAAUUUGCCUGGAUGAAGCACAGAUGGUAGAAUGCACCACUGCAAAGGCUGCAGAAAUGGCUCUCCGUUUGAGUGGAAUCAAUCGCUGGUGUGUCAGUGGCACACCAGUGCAACGAGGAUUGGAAGAUUUAUAUGGAUUAGUACUGUUCCUUGGAGCUGAUCCUUACUGGGUCAAAUAUUGGUGGGAUCAGCUUCUGUAUCGACCAUACUGCAGGAAAAACACACAGCCUCUCUACAACUUCAUAGCCAAGAUAAUGUGGAGGUCAGCAAAGAAGGACGUGAUUGACCAAAUUCAGAUCCCUGCUCAGACAGAAGAUACACACUGGCUCUAUUUUUCUCCUGUGGAGAGACACUUUUAUCAUCGCCAACAUGAGGUCUGCUGCCAGGAUGCUCUGGCAAAACUCAGGAAGAUUUCUGAUUGGUCCCUCAAGCUUAGCAGCUUGGAUCGGAGGACUGUUGCUUCCAUUCUGUACCCUUUGUUGCGCUUGAGGCAAGCCUGCUGUCACCCGCAAGCUGUCCGUGGAGAAUUCCUCCCACUGCAGAAAAGCACAAUGACAAUGGAAGAGCUUCUAACAUCACUACAGAAAAAAUGUCGAACAGAAUGUGAGGAAGUCCAUAGGCAAUUGGUGUGUGCUUUGAAUGGAUUAGCUGGUAUUCAUAUUAUUAAAGGUGAAUAUGCAUUGGCAGCAGAUAUGUAUAGAGAGGUGCUGCGUUCCUCUGAAGAGCACAAAGAGAAGCUCAAAACAGAUUCAUUGCAAAGACUUCAUUCUACGCACAACUUGAUGGAGCUUCUGGCAGGAGAGCAUCCUGGGAUAUCACCCACUUUGCGCGAUAGCAGGCUUCAAGAAGAGUGUGAGCAACUCCGUCAACAUUAUAUGAGCAAAUCAAAUGCAGAAGUUUCUGAAGCCCACCAGGCUUUGCAACCAGUGCUACAGACAAUCCAUGAACUCCAGAAGAAAAUGCGCUCCAAUUCACCUUGGUGGUUGGAUGUGAUCCAGUCAGCAAUACAAUAUGCUAUUGAUGAGGAGCUUGUUCAACGGGUGCAAAAUGAUCUUACUAGCAACUACAAACAACAAACUAAUAAACUCUCUAUGGCAGACAAAUUCCGUGACUGCAGAGGCCUUCAGUACCUGCUCACAACUCAAAUGGAAGAAGUGAAGAAAUUCCAGAAACGUGUGAGAGAGGCUGUGAAAAAACUGGAGGGCCCUCCUUCCAAAGAGGUUAUCGAGGCUGCCACUAUCUGCCAUCUGCGCCCUGUGAGGUUGCCCCUAAACAACUGUGUCUUCUGUAAGGCCGAUGAAUUGUUCACAGAAUAUGAGUCAAAGCUCUUCUCCCAUACUGUAAAGGGACAGAUGGCAAUCUUUGAAGAAAUGAUAGAAGAUGAAGACGGUCUGGUUGAUGACCGCUUACCUACCACAAGCAGAGGUCUCUGGGCAGCAAGUGAAACUGAGCGCUCUUUGAAAGCUAUACUGUCCUUUGCCAAAGCUCAUCGAAUAGAUGCCAAGGCAAUUGAAGAGGGCAGCAUCUUCUUGGAACUUUUUGAAGCAUGGAAAAAGGAAUAUAAGCUGCUUCAUGAAUAUUGGAUGGUCCUCCGAGAUCACGUGUCUGCCAUUGAUGAGCUUGCCAUGGCUACAGAACGGUUUAGAGUGCGUCAUCCGGAAGAGCCAAAACCCAACCACCCUGUUCUUCACAUAAUUGAGCCGCAUGAGGUAGAACAAAAUCGAGUGAAACUCCUGAACGACAAAGCAGUUGCCAAAUCACAGCUUCAGAAGAAACUGGGCCAGCUCCUCUACCUCACUAAUUUGGAAAAGUCUCAGGAUAAAACAACUGGAGGAGUAAAUCCAGAGCCAUGUCCAAUUUGUGCACGGCAACUGGGAAAACAGUGGGCAGUGUUGACAUGUGGACAUUGCUUCUGCAAUGAGUGUAUAGCUAUUAUUAUAGAACAGUACAGUGUUGGCACCCGCAGAAGUUCAAUCAAGUGUGCCAUCUGCAGACAAACAACAUCACAUAAAGAAAUCUCCUAUGUCUUCACUGCAGAGGCAGCAAACCAAGAAGAUGAUAUACCUGUGAAGGGAAGUCACUCCACCAAAGUGGAAGCUGUGGUCAGGACUCUAAAGAAAAUCCAGUUCAAAGAUCCAGGAGCCAAAUCCCUAGUUUUCUCAACGUGGCAAGAUGUACUCGAUAUUAUUGCAAAAGCGCUAUAUGAUAAUAGCAUGGAGUUUGCUCAAAUCAAUGGAAUUAACAAAUUUCAGGAAAAUCUAUCUGCAUUUAAGUAUGAUCCCAAGAUCAACAUAUUGUUAUUGCCUCUCCAUACUGGCUCGAAUGGAUUGAAUAUUAUUGAGGCAACACAUGUCCUCCUAGUAGAACCUAUCUUGAAUCCAGCACAUGAGCUACAGGCCAUUGGCAGAGUGCAUCGCAUUGGGCAAACUAAGCCCACAAUUGUUCAUAGAUUCUUAAUCAAAGCAACAAUUGAAGAAAGAAUGCAGACAAUGCUGAAAACUGUAGAAAGGAGCCACUCUAGUUCUUCCAUGAAGCAGUCGGAGGCCUCUGUGUUAACAGUAGCUGAUCUCGCAGACCUUUUCUCAGCAGAAACUGAAGAACUUGAAUGAAGCAAUGGAUUUCAUGCUCUUUUGAGACCAGAAGAGGGCCAUAACCUACUUGUUUUCUAAGCAACACAACACAAAUAGCUAACUGUUCAGAGGUUCCUGUAGAUGUCACUAAACACCCACCCUUAUUAGGCUUCCAUGAACUGAUAAGUCUUUUUAACAGUUUCCACUAAGUUAUGUGGUUGUGGAUUUCUCCAGCACAUUUCUGUUAAGAAGAAAACUUGCACUUUACACAAGCACUACAUUAAGUAUAGCUUUGCACUUCCAAAGAACAUGAACACCCCAGUCCAGCUUUUGUUUUGUGAUUAUUAUUUUUUAAUGUAUGACUAGUUGUGCCAGAAAACAGAUGGGGAUUCACAUACCAUUGAAAGCAAGGAGUAUGGGUAGAUAGUAUCCAUACUCAGAUGUACAUCUGAGUUAUCCCUGACAUUCCUAAACCGACAUGAGACUUGUUUGCUCAAGGUGUUUGACUAGACAUUGAGGAAAGAAAGCUUUGCAUGGCAGAAAAGAGUGUGAAAAUCAUGAAGCAAGUCUUUUGCCUUCAUUUUAUUCCUAGAAUUAAUUACUAAAAUAAGUUAGUGAGUAAGCAAAUCUUUUUUCAGAAAGGGCUUCUAGCGGUGCUGACCUAUUAUCAUGCAAGUUUUACCAGUUAAUCCUAGCUACUAAUUUUUAGACACCACUUUGGCAUUUGUAAUCAUUUUCUAGUUAUUUAUGCUGUGAUAUUAUGUUAUAGAAAUCUGAAAAUAAUUUGCUUGUUUAUAUUUAAACGUUUGCUGUUAAUGUCUGCUCUUCUCUUGAUAAAUUAUGUCUUUUGUAUGAUCUUUUGUCUUGAAAUAAUAGCUGAAAACAUCUGUUUGAUAGAUUUUUAAACGUUCUUACAUUCUUGUUUAAAUUUUGGAUUCUUGUAUCCUAUUAAACUGGUAAAGCUUC